CCCUCCGAUCUGCAAGAAGUAAUGGUGGAAAGUACAGUGAAUGUGAGCUGCUCUGCUGAAGCCCCCUGCCCAAAACAACCUCCUAAUAUAACCUGGUCUUACAUUCCUGAAUAUGCCAACAUUACAACACAGUUACUGGAGAACCCAAAUAUAACGCAGUCAGUGAUUUCACUCAUGACCUUCAAAGCUUCAUAUGUGGAUAACAGAAGAAACAUCUCCUGCAUUGUUACGUACCCAAGAAAUACAUCUAAUGACUCAACUGUGGAGACCACCAUGUUACUAAAUGUCUUGUUUCCUCCAAAAGAAACUAACAUCAUCAUCAGUCCAUCUGCUUCAGUGCCUGUUGGCACAAAUGUGACUUUGACCUGCAAAAGCACAGCCAAUCCAUCAGAUAAAAUGAACUACACCUGGUACAAAGGUGGACUGGAGAAACAACUGAUUUUUGGAGAACGCUUGUUCUUAAAUGUAAAUACUAAUAGUGGAGGUUUGUAUUUCUGCAAGGCAGAGAAUAAACUUGGUAAUCAAACGUCAGAAGGGAUCCAGCUAGUUGUGGAAGAUGCUGCUGCCUUGAAAUCUCUGUAUUUGAUCAUUGGCUGUGUUGGAGGAGUUUCGUUGUUUCUGUUUUUAUUUCUGCUGGUAACACUUCUCCUAAGAAUUCGAAGAGUAAAGUCAUUCGUUGAAAGGGAAACUGACACGGAUCAGCUUCAGGAAAAACCUGUGCAGAUCAGCACUGUUUAUGCUAAUGCUGCCUUUUUGGAGAGUGAAGAGCCAGAGAUGCCAAAUGCUGAGGAUGACAUUGUCCACUAUGGAGAAAUUGACUUCACCAGUCCCCAAACCAAAAGCACCUCAGCGCAAAGCUCAGGACAAGAAACCACCAUAUAUGCUGAAGUUUGCAAUAAAGAGGUCUGUCAGGAUUAGUGAACAUAUGA
Molecule: messenger RNA, 929 nt
Organism: Danio aesculapii
Lineage: Eukaryota; Metazoa; Chordata; Actinopteri; Cypriniformes; Danionidae
Product: cell adhesion molecule 3
Exons: 5
Coding region: 22-918 (298 amino acids)
Source: RefSeq, a predicted model, not a curated record